ACAUGCUGUAUGAGGAUUUUUUGCUUUUAUCAAACUAACCGCGCUUCGCUCCCUGCCGAUAAUUAUUCUGCACUAAAUUCGAAUUAAGUACACUUUUCCGGUUAAAAAAUCCCUUGAGAACGAUUUAUACAGUUUUUUCAUAAUUAAAUUUCAAAACCGUUAUUUGUCCAUAUGAUUUAUUUGAGUUAAGAGCGAUAAUCCGUAAAGCAAUUGGCCUAAGUUCGCUCAUUGAUCUAAGUUCGGGUCACAUAAUGGAAAAACAUGCAAAAUCUAACGAAACAGAUAAUAAAACAGAAGAAAGCUGUUAUUUGCGCUUGGAAGAGUGUGAAUAAUAAUGACGCUGUUAGGUACCACACAGAAGAAAAUGCGAACAUUAAAGCGCAGAAUCCCUCGGCCAAAUCCAGCAUCCUUAACGAAGCUGAUUACUCUAAGAAAGUCGGGCUAUUGACGAUCAAAAAAUUUUUGGGAGAAAAAAAGAUGGUAUACGACAUUGGGCAUACUUGUGUCAUAACAACUUGCCCGAAGCACUCUUUAAGGAAAUUGCAUUUGAAACAAAUAGAAAAGUUAUUCAUCAAUUCCACAACCGGUCAUUUUGUUUGUCAAUCGUGCGGUAAAAAUGGUUCUUUUGAAUCUCUAUGCGAAAAUAUCAAUACCAUAUAUGAUAUUUACCUGGAUAAGACAAAAAAAUCUCCGGCUCAUAAAUGCUUUCAAAAUAUUAAUGUUAAUCAAUUUGAUGACGCAAUUGUGAAAUCUACUGAAUUCUGGUCUACACAGGAGAGAGUAGCUAAUGCUGCGUUUGCCACCAAUAAUUUAAUGAUCAAAGCAGAAAUCCUUGAAAAGUAUAAAGUUCGAAUAUUAAAAGAACAGACCGGUUUUAUUUUUCCUCUUAUUGCCGCUGAUGGAAGAAUACGAUGUUGCAAAAUAUUUUACUUUAAUCAACCUGUUGGUAAACAGCAGAGAUAUGAUUAUGUACCAGCUCUUUCAUACUUAAAUGGAGCAUCGGCAUUGUUUGGCUGGAAUACAAUUCGGUCUAAUAAUAAUGAAAUUGUUAUUACAGCUGAUGAGUUUGAUGCAAUGUCAGUUCAUCAAGCAACAAAUUUACCUUGCGUUGCUCUUCCAACAGGAGCUACGCUACCACAACAAGUUCUUCCAUUAUUUGAACAAUUUCAAAAAAUUAUCCUUUGGUUAGGAGGUGAUCAAAAUACAUGGGGAACAGCGAGACAAUUAGCAAAAAAAUUGGGGGAGUCCAGAUGUCGUUUGAUAAGGCCUUCUAACGACUGCCCAUCGGCUCAUAAAGCCCUUAAAAAAGGUUUAGAUUUAGUAAAAAUAAUUGACAGCGCCAAACCAAUUCGGCAUGAAUCCAUAACAUCUUUCUUUCAACUGAGGCAGGAGGUUUUUACAGAACUAAGCGAAGUUGAGCUAGUUGCCGGUGUCAAAUGGAAAAGAUAUCCACAAUUAGUAAAGCUUUUAAAGGGUCAUCGACGCGGUGAAUUAACAGUCUUUACUGGACCUACUGGUUCGGGAAAAACAACAUUUAUCAGCGAAUAUUCAUUAGAUCUCUGUACUCAAGGUGUCAACACCCUCUGGGGUAGUUUUGAAAUAUCUAAUGUAAGGCUAUUAAAAACAAUGUUGACUCAAUUUGCUAGGCAAAAGCUCACUCAAUGUUCGAAAAAGGAUUAUGAUAAAUGGGCAGAUCUAUUUGAAAAGUUACCUAUGUACUUUAUGACUUUCCAUGGCCAGCAGCAAGUAAACAGAGUAAUAGAGACAAUGUCUCAUGCAGUUUAUAUACAUGAUAUAGCUCAUAUCGUUGUUGACAAUUUACAAUUUAUGAUGGGUCUUGACAACGCGGGAAUGGCGUCAGAUCGCUUUUUGAAGCAAGAUCAAAUUAUAGCAGCUUUCAGGAAAUUUGCUACUCAUAUGAACUGUCAUGUUACCCUUGUUAUUCAUCCUCGUAAGGAAAAUGAAACUGAUAAUUUAACGGUAUCCUCUAUCUUUGGGAGUGCCAAGGCUAGUCAGGAAGCUGACAAUAUUUUAAUUUUGCAAGAUAAAAGAUUUUCUAUGGUGCGUGGAAAGAAGUAUAUCCAAGUUGCAAAGAACAGAUUUGAUGGUGAUUUAGGCAUUGUUCUUUUGAAUUUUGAUAAGGAUUCUCUUAGCUUUACAGCGAAAAAAAAGUUAGCACCCGGCUUAACGCUUAUACCUGUCAACGACAAUGAGGCAACUUAAUCCAUCUUUACGAAUUAUGUGUUCUUAAAUGUUAUUACUGUUAUAUAUGUACAAACCGCUUCAAUACAACAAACUAUACACUUAUGAA
This is a messenger RNA of Dimorphilus gyrociliatus, 2311 nucleotides long. The record is from the annotation of a GenBank genome assembly. Lineage: Eukaryota; Metazoa; Annelida; Polychaeta; Dinophilidae.